Messenger RNA from Eremomyces bilateralis CBS 781.70, 2447 nucleotides. RefSeq lists its product as uncharacterized. The coding region runs from base 458 to 2311 and encodes 617 amino acids. Gene Ontology annotation, cellular component: transcription elongation factor complex. Gene Ontology annotation, biological process: transcription elongation by RNA polymerase II. Lineage: Eukaryota; Fungi; Ascomycota; Dothideomycetes; Eremomycetales; Eremomycetaceae. The record is from RefSeq and is a predicted model, not a curated record. The transcript has 3 exons.
ACUCCAGCAGCAACCACCUCCGUCCUCCAUCUGACCUCCUCCUCCGUUCUCACUAUCCAUACGAUAGUUACCUCUUUGUCUUUCCUCACUUUAUCAGGCAACUUUCCAUAAUCCCUCGCCUCCUCUGCCUUCGUCAUCAAGGUACCCACGUACUUAGCUGCUUGCAGACACCGGUUGAGCGGCAUUGGUCCGACCUCCCAGGCAGCGUGCACUGUGCCGUCACCAAGAGCCAAUCCCCUCCAAUCGUACCAUUUCCACGCCUUGCAUCGCCUCUAACUCUCAACUGCACGGUUGUUAACCACACGCCUGAACCAAUGCCGACCUGUACAUAGCCAUUCUGCUGGUUUGCAUAAAGGAAUUUCCCUUUGCUAUUUUGCAGAAGGUUUCCGGCUUGCAUCUCCGCUCCUCUUCCGUCCCGUUCCUGCACCGAUCCGAUAGCUCUCCCGGUGCUUGAACCAUGAUAUCUUUACUCGAUCUCGAGGGCCCGGUGGCUCUCCAUGCCGCCCCCGACUCGUUGCCGGAGAGGAAAGGGAAAUCGGCGCAGAUCAUGCAGUUGGACAUGAGCAAGAGCGUGGUCGACGAGCUGUUGGAUUGUAUACGGAGUGGAAAGGCACCACAGGUUUUGUUUGGAAGAACUCCGACCCUGAAACUCGAUGGGAAGAAGUAUACGCUCGACGCCACCAAAGAACGAUUCCGACAUGAAGUCUACGAGACCACUGAAGAACAUGCGGGCAAGUGGGAGUAUCGCGGUGUGCUUAGCCAUGGACUGGCUGUGCACGAGUCAGACGAUUCACACUCUGGGGUAGAUACGGCAUUGGAGGCUCUGAAGCAGAAUAUGGCGGACUAUGAAAGGGAUAGAGCUGCGAAAGCAACAACUCUUGCAGAACUUCCACUCAAAAGCAAAGCUUAUUCUCGUUCACGCAACGGUCUGCUGAAAGCUCCUUCAAAUCGUUCGAUUCCACCGAGUCCUUCCCUCCUCGGACAAUCUCCCUCCCACCUUACCGCACCCACCUCCGCACCGAAACAAGACACAAAGCAGCAAGCAAUCAUGAACUCCUAUCGAGAACCGAUGAUGCACUGCCUGGCAAUCAAGGCAUUGACGCUGAAGGACCUGAUGAGAAAGCUGGCAAUCAACACGGAACCGGGGCAACAAAAGCUGGUUCAAAAAGUACUGGAGCCACUUGCCCAGUACAAUGAGCAAAACAAAACUUAUCGCCUGAAAGACAAAUACCACAAGGAGCUCAAGCCGUGGUCAUUCGGCUACGACGACGUUGACCGUCAGACCGUGAUCAACAACGCCGUUAACGCUUUCGACCGAAUGCGGAUCACCAAGACCGACGCCUUAUGGCAGAAACUCCUGCCGAAGGAGGAACGCGGUAAGGGCAAGACUCUAUCCAAGCUGGACUUCUCCGGAGCUCCGGUCCUGAAACAGCCUCCCGCUGCCAAGGGGACCGUAGCCCUAGACAAGAAGACCGGGCUUCCAAAGAAGGCGGCUCCAAAGAAAGCGGAGAAGGAUGAGAAGAGCAGGACCCCGCGCGAGAAAGGGGACGAUUCGUCGACAGACGUCCCCAAGAAGAAGAAAGAACCCAAGGCUGUGACGGGGAGCAGCACACCUUCGGUGAAGGCGAGUAAAAAUGCAGCCAAGGCCUCCACCUCAUCCAACUCCCACCGAGCGGUGCUUGGAACCGUGUCUAAACCCAAGACCUCCUCACCGCUCUCCUCCCCACCCAUGAACAACUCAGAUAUAGAAGCAGGCUCUAACUCCGCAAAGUCUUCCACCAAGCGCAAAGCAGAAAGCACCUCCGAGCGCCUCCAACCAUCCACCAAGAAAUCCAAACUAGAUGUCGCCUCCACCACCUCCCCCACCAAGAAGAUCCCCGCCUCCUCAUCCACUACCCCCGUCUCCCUCAAACGCAAAGCCGAUCCCACCCCUGACGCCCCCUUCCUCAAAUCCCGCAAACUCAACGGCGUCCACGCCCCCUCCCGCCCGCACUCCUCAUCCACAAGCUCCUCCGACGCGCCCCUCCGCCAAAUCCGCCCCGCAGCCACCGCCACCUCCCUCAAAUCCACACCCGGCGUCUCCAGCAACUCGUCCAGCUCGGGUGAGGACGCCGUCCCCCUCUCUUCCCGACAAACGCUCGAACUCGCGCAGAAAUUCAAGGCGUACCACGCGAAGUACGCGAAGCUGUACCACGAGUUGGCGGGGCGGGCGACAGCGCCGAAGGCAGAGGAGCGGCAGCAGUUGGAGAAGAUGCAUAAGCAUUUGGAGGCGAUGAAGACGGAGAUUUGGGCGGGGAAGUUGAGGGGUUAGGGAUGGAUGGAGGAGGGCGGAGGCUUGAGGGAAAUGACAUUGUAGGGGUUUGGUUGUGGGAAGGUUGGGAAUGGAUGGCCCGGAAGGGCGAUGGCAUGUCACGGGGAGAAAAUGGCAUAUAUGAUACCUUAUUGCG